Messenger RNA from Rattus norvegicus (Norway rat), 1018 nucleotides. RefSeq lists its product as uncharacterized. Lineage: Eukaryota; Metazoa; Chordata; Mammalia; Rodentia; Muridae. The record is from RefSeq and is a predicted model, not a curated record.
UCUCUCAGUCUGAGUCUGGCGGUUACAAGCUAAGACAUGUUUUCCCGUCUUCGCAAGCGUUUUGGGAGGGGGAAUGUCGAUUCUGGAGAGACUAAAGUGAAGGAGUCUAGCCUUUCGUCUCAAAGUAAUGAUGGACAAAGACAGCACUUCUGGGGAAUGUUGAACGCGGGGAGAGAAACAUCAUCCCCUGGCACUGAACUAAGCGAGAAUCAGGCCAAGACGGAAAAGGAGAGGCUGAUUGAAGAGCUGCAGCUCAUUACCGAGGAGAGAAAUGACCUGAGAGAUCGCCUGAGGUUUCUGACAAAGAGAUCCAUGAAGAACAGGCCACACUUCAGGCCAAAUCCAUAUUAUGAAGACCUGGAGAGAAUGGAGGAGGCGGUCAUGUCAAUUCUGCACAACUUAGAGAUGGAGAACACUGAAAUCCAUGAGAACAACCAUAAGCUGAAGAAGGAGAUUACCUUCUCUAGAAACCUGCUCAGCCAGCUCCUGAUGGAGAACACAUGUAGGAAGAAGUUGGUCCCACUGAAGCAGGAGAGCAAGGAGGUACAUCUUGAUUGUGCACUGAACCAGAAAUAUUUGGUUGACUUCAACAAGAAAGAUAAAGACCAGCAACGUCCAGACCCAGCAUCAUCUGGUCUCAGAAAGUGCAAGAGAGCUGGAAUUGGACACACCCCAGUAAGAGAGCUUCCUGAAGAAUAAGUUGCUUUCUCAGGAGUCCCUGAUGACAAACAUCCUGAAUGAAAACAGCACCUGAGAGACAACUUGGGGGACAGCCUUUCAUUAUGUGUGCAAGAGGAGAAACAGCAAUACAUCUGUGCUUCUAAAUGUUCCUUAAGAAUGUGCUGUUUAGAAAUAUUUUUGUUAUGAUUUUAAUUGAAAUUUUCUUUUUGUUGUUUCAUAUUUAUAUGUUCUUGUUACUGUUUUUAUCUUUUCACAUACUUUUAAAUAUUUUAAUUUAUUUGUUUUAAUCUUGUUUUGUUGUAAAAAUGAAUUCCUUAUGAAUAAAUAUUGAAUUCUA